CGACGUUGCCGUCGUCGUCGACGGCCGUGUAUAACGCAUCUCUCUCGCGUAUACCUAUAUACAUACGUCGCCGCUACCGCGUGAAAGAGAGAGAGAGAUAGAGAGAGAGCGCGAGAGAGACGGCGCAAGAGGGAGAGAGUUGCCGAGUACAGUCGCGAAGGGAACCGAACCGAAGCGGAGCAGCGAAAGAAAAUUCGGCGGGUUCGCGCUUUUCCGCUCGGGGCCCGCCGGCCAGUUCAUCGCGGAACGGAGGAGCUGUACAACGUCCAUUGUAACGCUGCGCGCUGUACCUCUAAAGCGGCCGCUCUGCCGCCGGACGUGAGAGCAGCAGCAGCAGCAGCAGCGAGCGUCGCGGAGAGUAGGAAGGUUUUGCGCGUGUGUUGCGUCGCUUGGGUGUGACACGCGCGCGCAGCUAGAUCCUCGUUCCUCGUCAUCCUCGACGGCGUCAGUGUGCUCGUAGUGCCAGGUAGUGUGUCAGUUAUCAGGACGAUGCAGGAGGAGCCAAUGCGGACUUAAAGUUGAAGUUGACGAUCCGAGGGAUCCGGGCACUGUGAUUUUACAAUAGAUACAUACAAUAGAUCAGGUAGAACAAUAUCUAGAGCCACAGUGCACACAAUACAGAAGCGCGAGAUAACCAUAACGCGUGCCACAGCAGCAGCCCCGACGUUGUCUUUCCUCCCCGCUCACUCUCCAGUGCGGCUGCCCUUGAGGCCCUCCAGGAGAGAGCUAUGGCUUGCCGAGUCGACGAUGGAUGAAUGGGAGUGAGUCCGAGGUGGACGGCGCGAAGGGGUCGGCGGCGGCUUCGGCGGCCGCGUCGUCGAAGCAGCGGCAGCAGUAGCAGCGGCGGCAGUAGCAGCGUGGCUGGGCGGCCCUCCUGGCUGAAUGUCGAGGCGUCAGCGCUGCCGACGUCAGUGGCAGUGAUGGCCCCUGCUCUGACGGAAGCCGGACCUCAGAAAGCUGAGAAUUUGCUCAAGCCGGCGGGCGGCUUCCUAUCCGCCGAGCAGGCCAAGCAGGUUUGUCAAAACCGCGAGAUCCUGGCCCAGUUCGUCGUCUCCGCCAACGUUCAACCAUCGAAAAUUGACGAGCAGUGUUUGUACGGAAUCCCAAAGGAUCUGAUCAACGAUGUUAUCAACCUUAAGUUCGGCAGUGGUUUCGACAGUUUGUCCGACCUGAUUGCCGGGGCGCCGAGAAAGGAGUCGGCACCAGCGGCGGUGCGCAAGUCCCAGGUGUCGGGCGGCGCCGCUAUAAUGAACGACCCAUCUAUGGGCGAUUCAGCAGAUAGUAUGUGUUUCUUCAAACAAAUCAUGGGUCCUGGAGAAGCUGAGGAAUCUUGCGAAAUCGCUGAGAUCGUGGGCGAGGCCGCCAAAGCAGGACAGAGCGUCGACGAGAAUAACGACGAGACGACUGCUAACGCUGAGGAUAAACAGCAGACUGAUGAAGAGGUAAGGAGUCUCGAGCAACUCAUGGGCUUUGACAGCGACAUGAACGUGCAAAGUGCCGACAUUGGUCAAAAUGUCGAAGAGUUACUACAGGUGAUAAAGUGUAUGGAAAAUGCUGCGGAAGUGGGAAACGUAAUAGACGGUGACGGAGCUUGUAGCGAUGUCGAUAUCUCAGUCCAGUCAGCAUCCGAAGGUGUAUCGGAAAUCUUUGCGGAUGGCGAGGGUUUUUCGCUGACCCUCUUAAAUGAAGUGGCUAUGAUGGGACUUGUCAAUGACAACUUAUCGGAUAGCGGUGUUGUCGCGACAGAUCAUCCGACACAAGAAACGUCGCCAUUAAUACACGAGCAACAGCUGCGGUUGGAGCAGCAACAAACCGCGAAAAUCGACCAAGUCGCGCAGAACCAGGCGCAAGUUGAAAGGCGGCAGCACGAUCUUGAGCGGCGUCUUGCCUGUCUAAAACGCAGGGCGCAGAAAAUCCAGGCAAGGCAAGUUGGCGAACACGCAGCCGAAGAGACGGGUCAUGUGCUCGAGCUCGCCCAACAAAACGCCCAGAAAGCCUUCUAUGAAGAUCUCGCCAGUCUUGGACCCAAGGCGGGUAACACGCGCAACUUCCCAGACCUCGCGGGGAAUCUCAACUCGUUUAUGCAGAAAGUUGAAAAACAUUGUACCGCUCAAAGUACCAGCAUUGCUGUGAGACCGCGAAGUGUUUGCCGGUACUUCGGCGCCGGCUCCAAGGACAAUUACGUCAACACGACGGCUAAUCGUGUGCCGGCGUUCGGAGUGCCGCAAAUUAAGCUAGAUAAAGUGCAAGUUGAAAAUGUUGCGGGACCGUUGGCUACCAGCCUCAAGAUCAUACAGAACCACUAUGAUUCGGACGUUACAGCGUCGAGUAGUGGUGGCGAGAGUUGUGAUGAAAUGCAGAUUUUCAAUAAUACGCAGCAACAACCGUUAUCAAUUAUAAAGCGAGCAAGUUGGCGGUACGCACAAGACCGAGCGAACGUGGCCGCCCGAUGGACCUGGCUACAGACCCAGAUCUCGGACCUCGAGUACAAGAUCCGUCAGCACAACGAGAUGCAACGUCAGAUCCGUACAGCCAAGGGCUUGGUCAUGCUCGAGGCGGAAUCACCUUCUGCGGCGGUUAAUGGUUACAGCGGCUUGUUGCCCGGCUCGACGCUUGGUCGUGGCUGCUCGUACGAUGGAGCUACAACCUCGAUGCCUUCAACGUCUGAAGCAGGGACAAGCGCUAGUACCGGUGGCUUUGGGUCGAGCAGAACGAGGCCGUUCGUGCGCUCAAUGUACCGAAAGCGCAAGCUCGUGCAGCUCGACGGGCUGCACGAGCUGUCGAAGAAGGCCGCCAGACCAGCGACUAUUAGAUGCAGUUGCGACGGAAGCCACGCACCCUGUGCCGUUUGUACCGGACGAACGGAUCCUUGCCCCAGUCAUGACGCGCUCGAACUGCUGUCAACACCCGAACGCAUCGCCGCUGUCGAUCCGAGCUUUCACCCCGUCCUCUCUAUGCCUGAUGAUGUGACUCACACUGUACACAUGGACGCUAUUAUGCGAUCGUCGGAAUGGCAACAAAAAAUGAUGAGAGGAGGCGCACGCAUUUUAAAGCUGAAGGAUAAGGAUGGAAAUGAAAGGAGAAACAGAAAGGUGUCGGAUCAUCAUACCAAAUAUCCAGCGAGAUUGAAAAAGUCGCCGACGUCUUUAAUUACUGCGCGGAUAAAGCAAAAAGUCUUGAAGGGCAAGCGAAGUCGGAGCAGUACAGAGCGGACGAAUCAUGGCAUCGGUCGAAAGCGCGGACCAAAACAGCAGUCACAAUCGCAGUCACUGCAGACAUCGUCUGCGCUGGACGAUGAAGAAGAGGCCAGUGCGCUUUCCAGUUCGAGCAAGUACUCGUCGCCAGUGCCUUCCCCUCUUCAGCCCGGUGGCGCCAACGCGACCGCGACGCUCGGUACGGUGGGGACGACGACCGGCUCCGCUGCAGCCACGACGGUACCACUCCCACCACCCGAAAAAAAUACGCUUAAAGAGAAAUCUUUCAACAGUCACAGUCAUAGUCGUUUACGACAAAAUUCGUACGACAUUGACAAUAUUGUCAUACCGUACAGUGUCGCUUCUGCAACGAGACUGGAAAAGCUGCCCUACAAGGAAAUUCAAAUACCAAAAUGGAGGCUGUGCGAUAAUUCAUCAAAUUCUUCGGACGUAAAUAACGGCGCUGUUCAAAAGUCUUUGCCGGAUAGCGAUGUUGAAGACGUUUCCGAGGAGGCGAUCGCACUGCGGCACGAGCGAAGUGAAAGGGAAGAGAACAAACGUUUCAUGACUUUCAUAAAUUUGCCGCAGUCGCGGAUGCGUCACAGCCGACGAACAGACAGUCGAACAGAUAGCGGGGCUAAUACGCCAGAUCCUAUGUCGCCGCACGCUAGCGAUUUCGGUGGAGAUAUUACGAUGUCACCGAUAACCUCGCCACCGGCUACGCCCUCAAAUGUCCAUGAUAGCGAGCAUUCUCAGCAACAGCAAACGGAGACUCAUCAUCGCUCGGGCUCCCUGCAAAACGCGCUGCGUCGUAGGACAAUGUCUUCGUCCGCCCGCUCGCAAAAGGACGAGGCAAACAAUUCUGUUAUUGAAGAAGAGCAUGAGCAAGUCUUGCCAUACGAACCAAGAAGGUUUCCUUUAACUGAUGAAGACUAUGACAAAAUGCUAGAAGCGAUGCCGGGCGGACAUUUACAGGCCUCUUCAAUGUCUGCCUGCUCUCCAGCCGUACAAAAAGUGGAUGAUAUAGAUUCUCAGGAAUCAGAUUCAACAGAAUCUGCCUUGUGCGAUAUGGAAGGAGAGGAUCCAAACGAUCCUGAAUGGACAGUAGCAGAAGCAAGAGAAACAGAAAAAGAGCGAAUUCGUCCUACAGCCAAGAGAUAGGAGAGGCUCGCGAGAAGCUCCAUACUUUUGGCGCGUAUCUCGAUUUUAAUGGCGAGUGUUUGUUUUUCUAUGCAAAAUAAGCUACCUGUCAAUUGUUAUGCAUACCUGUCAGUGACAACAUUGCACCUUGUGUAAAAGUAUGAUACUAUCAAGCUGUAAAGUGUAUUAUAAUUAUAAAUUUUGUAACUUCACCGACGUUUGCGCUUUAAUAGCUUUAUCUUUAAAGAAAACUGAUAACGAAAAAUCCGCUCAAAUAGCUUUUUUGUAAAAAAAGGAAUGAAAAAAAAGAAACUCGAAAAAAAUUGCGUCUGAUGAUUUAGAACCGUUGAAUUAAAGAAAACUUAAGAGGCAGGGAGAAUGUAUUUAUACUUAAUUUUUAGAAUAGAAACUCGAAGUUUAACUAGGCGAGUCGCAACAAUGAAUAAAAGUGCCAAUUCCAAUCUCUGUA
Molecule: messenger RNA, 4803 nt
Organism: Nasonia vitripennis (jewel wasp)
Lineage: Eukaryota; Metazoa; Arthropoda; Insecta; Hymenoptera; Pteromalidae
Gene: nsl1
Product: KAT8 regulatory NSL complex subunit 1
Exons: 14
Coding region: 756-4355 (1199 amino acids)
Cellular component (GO): NSL complex
Molecular function (GO): histone acetyltransferase binding
Source: RefSeq, a predicted model, not a curated record